AUGACACAGCCUUCCUCAAAGAAAGUUGCUCCAGCUCCAUUUGCAGCCAAGUCCAGCAAAUCUACCACCGUCAAGAAUCCUUUGCUUGAGUCUACACCAAAGAACUUUGGUAUUGGACAAUCAAUUCAACCAAAGAGAAACUUGUCGAGGUUUGUCAAGUGGCCAGAAUAUGUUAGAUUGCAAAGACAAAAGAAGAUUUUGUCUUUGAGAUUGAAGGUCCCUCCAUCUAUCGCCCAAUUCAACUACACCCUUGACAAAAACACCGCUGCACAAGCUUUUAAAUUGUUCAAUAAGUACAGGCCAGAGACUCCUGCAGAAAAGAAGGAGAGAUUGACCAAAGAGGCUGCUGCUGUAGCCGAAGGUAAAUCCGCUAAGGAUGCCUCACCAAAGCCUGUUGUUGUCAAAUACGGGUUGAAUCACGUGGUUUCACUCAUCGAAAACAAGAAGGCCAAGCUAGUACUCAUUGCCAAUGACGUUGACCCAAUUGAAUUGGUUGUAUUUUUACCAGCUUUGUGUAAGAAGAUGGGUAUUCCUUACGCUAUUGUCAAAGGUAAAGCCAGAUUGGGAACUUUGGUUCACAAAAAGACCUCAUCUGUUGCAGCUUUAACUGAAGUCAACUCUGCUGAUGAAGGAGAGUUGUCGAAGUUAGUUUCAACCAUCAAUGCCAACUAUCUCGAAAAGUACGACGAGAAUAAGAAACACUGGGGUGGUGGUGUAAUGGGUUCAAAAGCCAACGAUAAGCUUGCAAAGAGAGCUAAAGCAAUGGCUAAAAGUAAGAACCACACCAACCAUAACCAAAACAAGAAGGCUCACAAGAACGGUAUCAAGAAGCCAAAGACCUACAAGUACCCAUCAUUGAAAGGUGUUGAUGCUAAAUUCAGAAGAAACCACAGAUAUGCUUUGCACGGUACUGCCAAAGCCUUGGCCAAAGCUAGAGCCGCUAAUUAG
Molecule: messenger RNA, 948 nt
Organism: Lodderomyces theae
Lineage: Eukaryota; Fungi; Ascomycota; Pichiomycetes; Serinales; Debaryomycetaceae
Product: 60S ribosomal eL8 domain-containing protein
Exons: 2
Coding region: 1-948 (315 amino acids)
Biological process (GO): ribosome biogenesis; translation
Cellular component (GO): ribonucleoprotein complex; ribosome
Molecular function (GO): structural constituent of ribosome
Source: RefSeq, a predicted model, not a curated record